This is a messenger RNA of Strongylus vulgaris, 556 nucleotides long. The record is from the annotation of a GenBank genome assembly. Lineage: Eukaryota; Metazoa; Nematoda; Chromadorea; Rhabditida; Strongylidae.
CAAGUAGCUGACAUUGCAGCUCAAACUCUAAUUAUCCUUACAGGAGCAUAUAAAGACUGAGGAAAAGAAGUUGGAGCCGAAAAAGAACGUUGAAUCAGAAACGAAAGAUUUGGAAAAGCUAAAAGUAGAGAGUACAGCUGUCAAACCGGAAGAAGUAGUACCCCUUGCACCCAAACCUGCCUCGCCACCAGCUACAAUCGGUGGUGAUUAUGUGAAUGCAGCUGAAGCACUCAUGGAUUACCUAAUGAUUAUGACUAAUUCUACGCAAAAGGAUGUUGAGGAGCCAGAUCAGAAGAUGAGCCCAGCUCCAAAAGAUGACUUAGAUCAGAAGAAGGGUCCGGAUCUGACAAAUAGUCCGGAUCAAAAGAAGAGACCGGGUCUUACAAACAGUCCAGAUCAAAAGAAGAGCCUGGAGCAGAUAAAAAAUCCAAAUCAGAAGAGUCCAGAUCUGAAGGGCAGCCCUGAUCAGUCGAAGGGUCCGGAUCUGACCAACAGUCCAGAUCAGAAGAAGGGCUCGGAUUUGACAAAUAGUCCAGAUCAGAAAAACGUGGCUUAA